Messenger RNA from Torulaspora globosa, 645 nucleotides. RefSeq names its product emp24/gp25L/p24 family protein. Gene Ontology annotation, biological process: protein retention in ER lumen; Golgi organization; endoplasmic reticulum to Golgi vesicle-mediated transport. The transcript has a single exon. Gene Ontology annotation, cellular component: endoplasmic reticulum-Golgi intermediate compartment; Golgi apparatus; COPII-coated ER to Golgi transport vesicle. The record is from RefSeq and is a predicted model, not a curated record. Lineage: Eukaryota; Fungi; Ascomycota; Saccharomycetes; Saccharomycetales; Saccharomycetaceae. The coding region runs from base 1 to 645 and encodes 214 amino acids.
AUGUAUUCAAUUCAGACUUUUUGUCAGCUGGCGAUUGCCAGUUUCAUUCUGCUGUGGUCGGGUCAAGUUUCAGCUUCCACGUCUAAUUACGCUCCAAUUGCGAUCAAUCUACCGGCUUUUAGCAAGGAAUGUUUUUACUACGACUUGAUUUCUCAUGACGAUUCCUUAGUGGUCAGCUAUCAGGUUCUCACCGGUGGAAAUUUCGAGAUCGAUUUCGAAAUCACUGCACCGGAUGGAUCCCAAAUUGUCAGUGAGAAGCAAAAGAAAUACUCUGAUUUCCUGUUGAAGUCGUUUGGUUUGGGCCAAUACUCCUUCUGCUUCAGUAACACUUAUGGAACUGCAUUGAAGAAGGUGGAGAUUGUGCUCGAGCUGGAAAAGGGAGCACUGGGUGACGAAGCAUCGUCACCAAAGGAUGCGGUCGCUAACAACGCCAUCGAAGAGAUCGAUAGAAGUCUGACCAAGAUAAGUAAAACGAUGAACUAUCUGAGAGCCAGGGAAUGGAGAAACAUGUCGACCGUGGAGUCCACUUACUCGAGGUUGACAUGGCUAUCUCUGCUAAUUAUGGGCAUCAUGGUCGGAAUCAGCGUUGUGCAGGCCGGAAUCAUACAGAUUUUCUUCAAAAGUCGCUCUAGAAACUACGUUUGA